AGUGUAUCUCGGAACGCUAACUCCCAUGCUGCUUUGCCCGAUUUAGUCACAUAACUUUAUUUGAAGGAUUGCAUGCUGCUCCUAAAGAUGGCGAGUAGCGUAGUAGAAGAAAAGUUGUUGGAAAAUGCGGGUAGUCGACAGGUUUCUCUCCCGAUUUCUCGUGUUAAACUGAUCAUGAAGAGCUCCCCGGACGUUUCCAGCAUAAACCAGGAUGCCCUCUUCUUAACCGCAAAGGCAACAGAACUUUUUGUUCAGUACUUGGCCUCGUAUUCUUAUAAAAAAGGCACCGGGAAAGAGAAAAAAACUUUAAUCUAUAGUGACCUCGCCAAGGCAGCAGAAGAAUCGGAACAAUUUCAGUUCCUUUCAGAUAUUCUUCCUCAAAAGAUCUUGGCGAGCGAGUACCUGGCUUUGCUUGAAGAAGCACAAACAGAUGGAGGAGAGAGUGAUUAGAGAGUUCAAGUGUGUGUUACCUGGGAGGAUUUUCUGUGGGUGGGAACUUGGGAUGGCAGUGAGAUUUGCUGUCUGUCAAAAGUCUUUCCAAAACUGUGGAAUACUAAAUGACAUAAAAUUCAUAGUGGAGAAAACCAGAAGUUUUCUUUUUCCCUACAGAUUACUCCUAAUGAAUGUAUUAAAGCACUGUAGAAAUGAAUGCAGAAUACAAUGCCCCAAUGUUUGUAUAUUUGAAUUGCUUUGUAUGAUCAUUUGUUAGGCCCAAGAGUACAAGAUUAUAUUGUAUGUAUUUAUUAAAAAGGAAAAAUAAGUAUUUUGAUACUAGUCUGGUAUUAAGUUUUUCAUUUUUCUUUUAUAUUAGAUUUUUGUUUUCAAUUUCAUCAGCAAGCUUUUCUUCUAUUAAAAUAGCCCUAUUUAAAGUUACGUUAUUAUACUAACUAUUCAUCAUUUGUCAAAAGGAGACCCUUUCUAAUUUUCCAGCAUGCACGAGUAAUUAUUUUACACAUUCUGGAGUCUCAUUUUGACAUUCCAUGUCCUACCUUUAAAAAUCCAUCCAUCCAUCUUCCAACCCGCUGAAUCCGAACACAGGGUCACGGGGGUCUGCUGGAGCCAAUCCCAGCCAACACAGGGCACAAGGCAGGAACCAAUCCCGGGCAGGGUGCCAACCCACCGCAGGACACACACAAACACACCCACACACCAAGCACACACUAGGGACAAUUUAGAAUCACCAAUCCACCUAACCUGCAUGUCUUUGGACUGUGGGAGGAAACCGGAGCGCCCGGAGAAAACCCACGCAGACACUGGGAGAACAUGCAAACUCCACGCAGGGAGGACCCGGGAAUCGAACCCAGGUCCCCAGGUGUCCCAACUGCGAGGCAGCAGUGCUACCCACUGCGCCACCGUGCCGCCACCUUUAAAAAUGCAUUCUGCUAAAGAAUUAUAUGGGAUAAAAUGAUUCCAUUUUUUGUUUUGUGACCUAAGAAGCUGUGGAUUGGUAAAAUUUUAAUAGCACUUUUAUUUUUGUUAAUUUAGAGUGUUUUGGCAUUUUUUGUUGUAGCCAACAUUGAUUUUGUAAAAGUACAUUUACAUCUAAAAGUUUAGGGCAUUGAGUAAAUGAGAAUAGUUUACUCUAGACCAAAAAGCAAGACUUAAAAAAAAUUGCCUCUCCAUACAUUUGGACUUAAAACUUAUGUUUCAAUAUUUGUAUUGUGGUGCAGAAGAAAACAUGAAAAAUUUGAUUGUGUAUAUUUGUUAAUAUUUGUAUCAUUAAAGUCUUUUGUA
Molecule: messenger RNA, 1734 nt
Organism: Erpetoichthys calabaricus (reedfish)
Lineage: Eukaryota; Metazoa; Chordata; Cladistia; Polypteriformes; Polypteridae
Gene: chrac1
Product: chromatin accessibility complex subunit 1
Exons: 3
Coding region: 73-450 (125 amino acids)
Cellular component (GO): nucleus; CHRAC
Molecular function (GO): protein heterodimerization activity
Source: RefSeq, a predicted model, not a curated record